Messenger RNA from Oikopleura dioica, 600 nucleotides. Lineage: Eukaryota; Metazoa; Chordata; Appendicularia; Copelata; Oikopleuridae. The record is from the annotation of a GenBank genome assembly.
AUGGGAUACGCAAGAAGAGGGGACAAAUACAGAUUUAUAAGCGCUCUAGCUGCCGGAACACCUGGAUUUUCGAUGCAAUACCAACUAACUCUUGCAGAUAGAAGUCGUAAUAACUCACUGCACCCUGUUUAUAUUUAUCUCUUUUGUGGCUGGAAAACUGCAUGGAGAUUACUGUAUCGACCAGCCUCGGAGAGUGAUCGAAACUUUAUCGAUAAUUUAAUGGAGAAUUGUGGGGCAGAACGAAUCCAUGAUUUGGUGAAAGGCGACAUUCAAGAUAUUUACUCUUUUAUAAAUCGAAUGAACGAUAUCGUGAAUCUGCUGGAGCGAAUUUGUACCAAAACAUAUAUCAUGGAAUCAGGAUGGGAAAUAAUAAGGCGCCUUGGCCAAACAAAUCUGACGCGACCAGAUUUAUCUUAUUGUACUUAUCAAACAGUAACUCUUCAUGAAAAUUUCAUCUUUGACCGCCCACUUACUGUAACUGUGGCGAUUAAUAUCAAGGAGCGAGGAGUACAUUUUCAUCAGAUGACAGUCGACAAUAUCAAAAAUUGCGAAUACGUCCUUCAAAACAACGAAUUCACCAAUGCAUCGGAAUCAGACUAG